This is a messenger RNA of Frankliniella occidentalis (western flower thrips), 2837 nucleotides long. RefSeq lists its product as uncharacterized. NCBI's taxonomy places the organism in Eukaryota, Metazoa, Arthropoda, Insecta, Thysanoptera, Thripidae. The transcript has 2 exons. Gene Ontology annotation, molecular function: DNA binding. Gene Ontology annotation, cellular component: nucleus. Bases 639 to 2678 code for a protein of 679 amino acids. The record is from RefSeq and is a predicted model, not a curated record.
GAAGCUGGGGUCCCAUGAGACUUGGGGUCCCAUGAGACUUUAGCGAUAUCUCAGGAAGUAACAGUUGGCGGCGCUGACAAAAAAUUGGUUGGCAACCCUACCAGGUAUGUUGUUGUUAGCUACAAGGCGGAGGGUCUGGUGCGAAUACCGAGCGUGUGAGAGGCGGCUAAAGUUGGGCAAGCCCAUAUUUUGAGGUAAAGUAAAUUUUAUGUAUGGAGCGGCACGUUCGCUUUUCACCAUUAAUUAUUAGUUUUGGGGCCGGGACUUCUCAUGUUGUUGUCAAGUGGUCCUUCCUCUUCAAUUUCGUACCCGGACUGCGAUCUUCACACAUAACCUAUGCACUCUACACCACUUUGAAUGAAAAUGUGCAGCUUGGGGACCCAUGAGACUUUUACAGCUGGGGUCCCUUGAGACACCCCAAUUUUUGUUGUUUUCUGAUUUUAAACUUACUAAGGCCCACAAAUGGCAAGGCUUCAGCCUCUACAUGCUUUUAAACACUUUAAACAACAGCAUUACUGUAGAACAUGAAUGAAUGAACUAACAAAUACAUUAUUUCUUAAAUAUUAUAGGCUGCCAAAAUUAUAAUACCGCGCUCUAAGCCCAGGAAAUCAACCAAAGGGGCGUUCUCGCCCGAAGCUAUGAAAAUAGCAAUUCAACAGGUUCGCUCAGGUAUCAAAGUUCGAACUGCAGCUCAGAAUAAUAAUGUGAACCACAUGACUCUGAGGCGUUACAUAGCCAAAACGGAGAAUGUGGAGGACUUAGAUACUGUAAGACUGUCACCUGAUUAUGCAACAAAAUUAAUUUUCCCCAAGGAGUUAGAGGAUUCUUUAGCAGGGUAUGUAAUUGAAUGCAGCCAGAUGGGUUAUGGCCUCUCUUCAGUUGACAUAAGAAAGUUUGCUGUACAGUUAGGAGUAGCCAACAAUCUAACCAAUCUACCUAAAUCAUGGCUUGAAAAUGAAAUGGCUGGUGCAGAUUGGUUUUUAGGAUUCAUGAAAAGACCCCCUCUUUUAUCCUUGAGAAAACCCGAACAGUGCAGUGUAGCCCGUGCCAUGGCCUUCAAUAAAACCAAUAUUAAUAACUAUUUUGAUAAAUUGGAGGCGGUUUUGAAACGCCAUCCGUCUUUUGGUAAUGGAACUAGAAUAUUUAAUUUAGAUGAGACGGGUUCAACCACCGUUGGGGAAAUAAAGAAAAAUAAAGUCAUAGCUGAGAAAGGAGUAAAACAACUUCACCAAAUUAAAAGUGCCGAACGUGGCACACUUGUCACAACUUGCUGCUGUAUUUGUGCCAAUGGCACAAUGUUGCCUCCUGCCAUGGUGUUUCCCCGUGUAAAAUUUACUCAGAAUAUGUUGAUAAAUUGUUACCCUGGAACACUUGGGUUGGCUUCUAAGAAAGGUUGGAUGACAUCCGAGUUGUUUGUUAAAGUAAUUCAACACUUUAUCGCACAUGCCCAGAGUUCUAAAGAACACCCAACACUUCUCAUCUUGGAUAAUGUUGCUUCCCAUCUCAGCAUUGAUGUUAUUAAUUUGUGUCGGGAUAAUGGUGUGACACUUUUCACCUUGCCUCCCCACACAACACACAAGACACAACCUCUAGAUGUUGCCAUCUACGGUCCAUAUCAAGCUGCCUACAGUAGGGCUUACAACGAUUGGACUAUUGCUCACCCAGGGCAAGUUUGUACUAUAUAUGAUGUGGCUGGUCUAGUAAAUAAGGCUAUAUGUAAAUCUGGAACGCCUUCCAAUAUAUUUUCUGCAUUCCGUGCUACUGGAAUUUACCCAUUCAACAGGAACAUUUUUUCAGAUGUUGAUUUUGCUCCCAGUAUUGUCACUGAAAACCAACCCCCUCCUAUUCAUCAACCAGAAGCUGAGAGCCAGGACGGGCAUGGCACCCAGGAAAAAACCCAGGAGGAAGAGGAACAUGAAGCAGACAACCCAGAGCCAAAUAUCAGCCAAACACCUAGAAGAAUAAUCACACCAAGAAAAGUGAGGCCUCUGCCUAAGGCGAAGCCAAGAGAAACCACAAGCAAAAAGCCACGGGCAAAAGGAAAAUGCAGAGUUGCGACAGACACACCUGAAAAAAAUGAAAUUGAAGAGAAGACUAGAGCUAAAAAGGCCAAAGAAGCAGAGCAGGAAGCAAAAAGGAAGGCAAGAGCAGGCAAGAAUUUAGACAAAUUAUUGGUUCCAGGACACUCUAAUAAUAAUAAAAGGAAAGCUCCAACUAAAAAUAAGAAAGCAAAGAGAAGUAAAGUCACUCAAGAAUCUGAGUCGUCUGACCCUGACUCAGACAUAGAGCUUGUAGAAGAAAGCGAAGAAGAAAUGUGGGAAGGGGAUGAAAACUAUUCGAGUGGUGAUUUAAAUGAAGAUGAAAAUCUAUUUGGACCCCUGGAAAAAGACCCUGAAGAGGGUGAUCACAUACUAGUCGUUUUUAGAGGAAAGGAAGAUAAAUAUUACGUUGGCAAAGUGCUCAGUGCAAAAGAUGCAGAAGGAGACUUAGAGGUGUCCUACUACCGCCAGAGUGGUAAAACUUUGUACAAAUUUUCACUGCCAAACAUCCCAGACCUAAAGAGUGUGCAUAUAGAUGACGUGAUAGCAGUAUUGCCUAAACCAAUUAUGGGGGGUACUCGCCGCCAAAGAGAUCUCAUUUCUUUUGACUUUAACUUCUCUGGGAUUCGCUUAGGAUAAGAUAAGAUAAGUUACUUAGGCUUACCUAGCCUUUCGAGGCAGCUGUGUUCAAUUUUUGUGAUUAUAGUAUAAUUACUUAUAGUUAUUCAAAUAUAACUAGUCAAAGAUUACCUGUUAUUUUGCCAAAGAGAAUUUUUUUGUUUAUUGUAAACCGUCCAA